Asparagus officinalis (garden asparagus) is the source of this 4161-nucleotide messenger RNA. RefSeq lists its product as uncharacterized. Lineage: Eukaryota; Viridiplantae; Streptophyta; Magnoliopsida; Asparagales; Asparagaceae. Gene Ontology annotation, cellular component: nucleus. The record is from RefSeq and is a predicted model, not a curated record. Gene Ontology annotation, biological process: telomere maintenance. The transcript has 14 exons. The coding region runs from base 69 to 3392 and encodes 1107 amino acids.
UUCCACUCAAUCCAAACAAGCCCUAAAAGAAAAUUCUCUCUCUCUCUCUCUCUCUCAAACCCUCAAAAAUGGCGGACUCCAGGAUCAAGCAGCAGAUCGUAGCCAUCAUAAGCUCACCGGAUCGAUCUCUGGCCUACUCGACCCUCCUCCACCUCCACCGCUCCUCCGCCGACGACCCCUCGUCAAUGGAGUCCCUCUCCCUCUCCUCCCCUCCUCUCAUCCCCCUUCUCCUCUCCGACAUCAACCUCCAUGACGAAGAAAUCGCUGCGUUGGCUCUCAAAUGUCUAGGGUUCAUGCUCUAUCACCCUUCUCUUGUCUCAAUCUUUUCAGAGGAGGUUGCUGGGUCAGUUUUAGAGGCAUUGGCUAUGUUAAUAAUUGAAACACGAAUGAAGGCUAUUUGUAACUUGGGAGUUUGGUGCAUCUCAAUUCAUCAGUUGGGUAAAGAGGUUGUUAGACCGCGGAUAGAUUUGCUGUUGCGGGCUGUUGUUCAUGCCCUUGAUAAUCCUUUUGGGUCUCUAUCAACCACAUUUGAAGCAAUUCAGGCUGUAAUGAAAAUGGCUGCUCAGUUCUGUGAAAAAAUGAGAGAUAGCUCAAACAUGUGGGUUCCACCAAUAUAUAGAAGACUUGUUAGCAAUGACAAGAAAGAAAGAGAUAUGGCAGAAAGGUGCCUCGCGAAGACGAAGUCCUUCAUUUGUCCUCCUACAUUAACUCUUUCAAAGGUCAUCGCAUUGGAUCUUGAGAAAAGGUUGCUACCAACUAUGUUGGAUAUGAUGCAUGGCUUCAGGCAGAAACUUCCCUUGAUCCAAGCAUGGGGAUGGUAUAUCUGUUUACUUGGUUCCAGCUCAUUGAAGAAUAGGCAUCUUAUCAAUGGACUGCUGAAAAUACCUGAAGAGACAUUUACAGAGCCAGAUCCACAGCAUCAGAUUGCAUCUUUGGUUGCAUGGGAGCAGUUGAUUGAUGCUUUCCUCCCUUCUGAAAAGAUAGAUCGUGAGAUGAAUUAUAGUGAUAAAGCUAAUGGUCUAGUGAGAAGGAUAAAGGUCCUAGUGGUGCCUUUAAAAGGCAUUAUAUCAAGUAGACGUGACAUCUCUGUUCAUUCAUCUUGCCUGAAAACGUGGCAUUAUCUUCUACAUAAACUUGGUAUUUCAGUUAACCAUCCAUCAGUCCUAAUGACUUCUUUUUGGCCAAUUCUUGAAUCGGGACUUUCAAGGGGAUUUGGUAGCAUGCAAAGCACCUCUUUAUGGACCUCAUGCCUUGAAUUGCUUGAUGAUCAUAUUCUAUCAAAAGUAAGGGUUGGAAAGCACAAACUGUCUGCUGAAAAGUCUUUAAGCCAUAUAUUUGUUAAUAAUAAAGGCACAUUCAAGGAUUAUCCAAUCAAGUGGCUUCCUUGGGACAUUUGCAAUUUGGAUUUCUAUCUGAAAACAAUUUCUCUGGUUCUUAGGCAAGGUUUGAUUAUAGCAAUGACCUCUGAGAAUAGAAAGUUGGCUUUCAGUUAUUCCUUGAGGCUCUUCAGAUCAGUAUUACAGGGAGUUGAAGUUGAACUCAAAAUGCUGUCAAUAAGUUAUGACAGGAUCCAGUUUUGCAUUACCACUAUUUUAAUUUUCUUGAAGGAGUUGUCUGAAGAUAUAGUCUCAAGAUAUUGUGAUAAGCAGGGUAAAGAUUUCUUAUUGAUAGCAUUUCAGUUUAUGGAAGCUAGCGUAGAGCUAGAUUCGUCAAUUUUUGCAUCUCCUCUUUAUCAUGUCAGUUUAGAUCUGAAGUACAUCAGUGAAAUACAAAUAUCUGAGAGCGCGAAAAGUAUAGCGGUUGAGUGUCUGAAGAUAUCCUCUCUUGUGCACAAGGGCAUGGUUUGCCCAAUAGUUUAUACUACAAUUUUGGACCUUUGCCUAAUGGCUCAAUCUAUUCAGAAUUUGUUGCUAUCACAGACAGAUGACAUUUCAUGUGCAGUUAAGCACUUGAAGUUUUUGCUCUUUUCAAAAGGUCCAUUACUCAACUUGCAUGCUGCCGUUUCUUUUCUUUAUUUGCACUUGGGAAAGCCUUCAUCUGGGAUAUUUUGCUCAUUGAUGAUGUGGAGAAUCAUCGUUAGGGGCUUUCAGGAGACCAUUGACAGUGCAAGCCUCUCAUUCCUGAAAUUUGAUUCUGAUGGUGAAAAUUGUACUGUGGUUUAUCAGUUGUUGUGCUUCCCCGUUGUUGCACUUUUAUAUUCCCCUGAGGUUUCAGUCUACGUAAGUUCCAGCAAUAGCUCAGAUAUAUGUCUUGUUUCUACAGAGAGAGAGAUUGAGAUGGAACUUACAAUUGAAGUGUGGAAGUUGCUUUUUGUUUCUUUAAGUAGGUGCUCACAGAAUAGACCUUUGUUGAGAAAGAAUUAUUCAGAAGGCCUGUCCCAGAUGCUAAUCAGUGUGCUGGACAAGAUCGUUGAAAUCGAAAAACCAUGCAGUUCUCAUUCAUCAGUACCGAAUUCUCAGAAAAUUGGUUUCUUCUUGGUAUUUGGCGAGCUUGUCAUUUGCAUAUUGAAACAUGCUGGGAUCUUGUGUGUAGAAGCUUCAGGAUUAGAUUCAAUCAACCAAGAGGACAAUAGUCUAAAUCAAGGCAGCCCCAGCAAUAAUUGUUUGGGUCUUGUUGCCAGAUUCAUGAUGAUGGCAAUACAAAUUUUGAAAACAAAUCCUCAUGCAGAUCAUAUGAUAAUUUGCAGCAGGGUAUUUGCUGCUUUGGCUUCUUUCAUAGACCAUAUCUGCUCAAAGCACGAUAUUCUGCUGCUGAUGGAGAUGAUCUCUGAACCACUUGUUCAGUGGCUAUCCUGGAGUGCCGGAUGUGGUGAAAUACAACAAAUUAGCAGCAUUAUGUAUCAGCUUCAAUGCCUUUGUACAAAGAUAUUAGACUGUUUAAGAAGAAGCCAGCCAUCAAUCAUCUUCAAUUCUCGCUUUCUUGGGAUCCAAGCUUCUCUUCUCCAGAUGUCACUUGAUCAUCCUCACUCCUCUAUCGCAGAUGCAUCCAUUGCAUUUUGGAAUGAGACAUAUAAUCAAAAUGUAGAGUUAAAUUAUCCUCAAUGCUUACUUCCUAUUCUAAAUAAAUUAUCCAGAAUUGGAAGGAUAAAUCUUCAGCCGGGAUGCAAGUUAACUACUACCAACUACAGCUCAGCAGGCAAAAAAGUUACAGGUUCAUCACAUAAGAAGAUAUCAGGAGCAGAUACCAUGGAAGGAUCCUACCUCACUCAGGGGUGUGUUGACAUUGUGGCUCCAGGUUUCAGAAAAAAGAGAUUAAAAAUUACUGCGCAUCCUAGCAGUUCGAGAGGAGUUAAGAGCGUUCCUGGUAAUGACCUUGGACUGUCUGAUUAUCUGGAAGGAAGACGAAAGCAUAGAAGCGCAGAUUACCUCUUAGAAAAGCUCAGAAAAGCGUAGAUGAACAAGAGACAAAGACCUAAACUAUCAAAGUAAUGAAGUGGUAUCUAAAAGCAUGGGUAUGCUUAUGGUAUUUUUUAAGAGGGAAAGUUUCUCUCACCAACAUAUUACCAGCUUGCGUUGAGCCUGCAAUCUCUAUCAUAACAAGUACAAGUAAGGAGGUUACUAAUGGUUGGCAUUGUUCCUGAACCAAAUGAAUCUGAGGCACCAUUGACAAAUGCUCAGCAGGAUGAGGAGGGAUCUAACAGUGAAGAUGGAAAUCUGGACAGCCAUUCAGUAACAAUUGAAGAGAUUUAAAUAAUAGAAGAUCUUUAGGAAUUUUAUGCCUUGAUGCAAAUCAUUGGGACUGCCAGUAUAAAUUUGUUAGAUCUUUUCUGGGAAUUUGAAGCAUUUGCGCAUAGCUUAGGCAAUAACAGCUAUAUGCCAUCAGAGGAAGUUCUUGUUAAGGAGGAUUGUUUAUUUCAGGAGAUGAUGGAAGACACAAUUUAUGAUAUAGAGGAAUUUGCUGCUGAUGUUCUCCUGGACGAGCCUUCUGAUAAUUCCUACAUCGAACUUAAGACUUGCAAUUUCCUUUUCCGGAAUUUGAGCCAUGAGGGCUUACUUUGAGGUUACUAUAGCUUGUGUGUCUUGAACCUCAAUAUUAAGAAGGAAUAAUAUAAAGACGAUGUUAUGGAAUAACCAGUAUUAGAGCUAUGUGAUUCUUGCGUAUGAAUGCUUGUGGCUGGGUAUUUAUCACUUUUAUGUUACUUGUUUCAGUAUUGUUGGUUUA